CAGCUUUGUAAUGUUUUUCGAUCUCAUGACAUGGAAAUUGACCAGUGUUUGCUGGAGUCCCUUCCAUUGGGGCAGCGCCAGCGCCUGGUGAGACGUAUGCGCUGUGAGCAGAUUAAGGUCUAUUAUGAAAGAGAAAAGGCUUUGCAAAAACAAGAUGCUUAUAAGAGAAAAAGCAAGCAGAGAAAAAAUUAUAAAGUUCAUUUCCAGCUCCCUGAGAAGAUACAAGACGCAAUAAUCCACCAUGAUGACAAAGAAGUUUUGCAAUUACUAAAGGAUGGAGCUGAUCCGCAUACACUUAUCACUUCGGGGGGAUGUCUACUUCAUCUGUGUGCACGGUAUGAUAAUGCAUUUGCAGCAGAAAUCCUCAUUGACCGUGGGGUUAACGUAAAUCACCAAGAUGAAGAAUUCUGGACUCCUAUGCAUGUUGCUUGUGCAUGUGAAAACCCUGAUAUUGUCCUUCUGCUGCUAUUUUCGGGGGCAAAUGUUCUUUUGCAAGAUGUGAACGGCAAUAUAUCUCUUGACUAUGCCAGCGAAGGAACUGAAUCCAACUCAAUCCUUUUAACUUAUUUAGAAGAAAAUGGUGUUGACCUAACCUCCCUACAACAGAUAAGGACUCAGAGAGCAGCCGUGAUGUUAUCUGAUGUGAAGCAGCUGCUAGCAGCUGGUGGAAGUGUUAAUGAGAAAAACGAUGAUGGAGUUACGCUUCUUCACAUUGCCUCAGCGUGUGGUUUUAAGGAAGUGACUAGUCAGUUACUAGAGCACAAUGCGGACCCAGAUGCUAUAGAUAACCUGUACUGGACUCCACUUCAUUUAGCUGCAAAAUAUGGACAGACAAAUAUUGUGAAAAUUCUCCUUGUGCAUCAAGCAAAUCCCAACAUUCUCAACUGUAAUGGAGAUAAGCCUUCAGACAUAGCUGCGACAGAAUUCAUACAAGACAUGCUGCUAAAAGCUGAAGAUCUCUCAGAAGAGAAAAACAAAAACCCCUCAUAUUUUCCAGUGUUCCCGGAUGAACAGUAUGAAGAGAUCUUACAUGACCUUCCUUUGGCAGCCAGUAAGCUGCGUCCAUUGGCGUUACCAAUUUCUAAGCAAGACAGUUUGCUGGAGAAAGACACAAUGUUCAAAGAUUCAGGAAAGGUUUUAGGCAAGCUUUACUCUCAAGAAAAUGCCUCCGAAAAAAAUACAGUAAAUAGCUCUACACAACUGGAAAAGAUCAAGUUAAUGCCUGCUGCCCCGAACGAUGACUUGGCAACGCUCAGUGAGCUCACAGACAGUAGCCUGUUGUAUGAGAUUCAGAAGCGGUUCAAUAAUAACCAGAUAUAUACCUACAUUGGGAAUAUUUUGCUGCUAGUUAACCCUUACAAAGAUCUCCCAAUCUACUCCUCACUGGUUACUCAGUUAUACCAUAAUAUCUCUGGACGCUUGUGCUCCUCGCUUCCUCCUCACAUUUUUGCUUGUUCAGAGAGAGCUUACCACAUGGUUUUCCAAGAGAGAAGACCUCAGUGCUUUAUCUUAAGUGGUGAAAGUGGUUCUGGCAAGACAGAAGCCUGCAGACAUAUAGUAAAACACUUGACCCUCCGGUGUAGUUCCAAGAAAAACUCUCUGCAUUCAAAGAUUAAACAUGUAAAUACAAUACUAGAAGCCUUUGGUCACGCCAGAACAACACUUAACAACUCAUCUAGUCGCUUUAUUAAAUUCCUUGAAUUACAUUUUUGUGAAAAGACGUCAACUUUAUUAGGAGCCAGACUGUACACUUAUAUGCUGGAGAAGAGCCGUCUCAUCAGCCAACCCUCAGGACAGAGCAACUUUCUUAUUUUUUACCUUCUGAUGGAUGGAUUGUCUGCUGAAGAGAAAUAUAACUUAUACCUCAGAAGCACAACUGCACAUAGGUAUCUCAAUCAGACAGUGCCAGCAGAGAUAUUAAGCACACAAAACAGAGAGAAAGUAGCUAACGUCAAACAAGCACUGAAUGCUUUGGGAUUUAACAGCCUUGAAGUUGAAAAUAUUUUCAUGAUCCUCUCAGCCAUUCUGCACAUUGGGGAUAUUCGGUUUACAGCUCUGACUGAUGCUGAAACAGCUUUUGUGUCCGACCUACAGCUUGUGGAACAAGUGGCUGGAAUGCUGCAGAUAUUACCAGAUGAGCUGUCUACUGCCUUAACAACAGAUGUUCAAUAUUUUAAGGGAGAUAUGAUAACUCGCAGACAUUCUAUGGGGACAGCAGAAUUCUACCGGGAUCUACUUGCAAAAUCGCUGUAUUGCCGUCUGUUUAGUUAUUUAGUAAACAAUGCCAAUUUCUACCUCCAAAAUCAAAGCGAACAAUACAGCUAUCCUCACCUCACAAUUGGAAUUCUGGAUAUGUUUGGCUUUGAAGACUUUCAGAGGAAUUCAUAUGAACAGCUAUGCAUUAAUCUGACCAAUGAAAAAAUCCAUCAGUAUAUCAAUGAAGUGCUAUUUCUACAAGAACAAAUUGAAUGUGAACAAGAGGGAGUUUCCAUGGAAACCAUGUAUUGUCCUGGAAACCACACAACAGUGCUAGAUUUUUUCUUCCAGAAACCAUUAGGUUUUCUGUCUGUUCUAGAUGAAGAAAGUCAGUCCAUUCAUCCAAUGGAACAAACCCUUUCCAAACGUCUUCAGUCACUCCUGGAGACAUCAAAUUCAAAUACAGUGUAUACAUCAGCAAAAGAUGGAAAUGGCAAUGUCACAUCCAAGGAACAAGGUCCUGUCUUCACAAUUAUGCAUUAUGCUGGAAGGGUAACCUACGACAUUUCUGGAGCAAUUGAGAAAAAUAAAGAUGUAUUGUCUCAGAAUCUUCUCUUUGCCUUGAAGACGAGUGAAAAUGUGCUAAUCAACCAGAUGUUCCAGUCUAAACUCACACAGACAGGAUCCCUUGUACCACCAUAUCCUCCACUUAAACUUAGAGGACCCAAAGCAGCCUUACUGUUUAAAAAAACAUCAAGCACUUCAAAUGGUGAGACCAAAAGAAUAUUGGAACUCAGUAAGUUGCUAAAAAAGAAAGGUUCAUAUUCAUUUCUCCAGAAGCUGGAAAGAGGAGGGCCGACCACUGUGACAAUACAACUCAGGAAAACUCUCACAGAGCUGAUUGGAAAGAUCCAAGCCAGCACGCUACAUCUCAUGCAUUGCAUCAAGCCUAACAACUCGAGACUAGCUGAAACUUUUGAUACUUUUUAUGUGUCUGCUCAACUGCAAUAUAUUGGUGUUCUGGAGAUGGUUAAGAUAAUACGACAUGGAUACCCAAUACGCCUCUCAUUCCCUGACUUCUUGUCAAGGUAUAAGCACUUAUCAGAAAUCUUAACAAGACAGAAGAAUAAAGCAUCACCUGAAGAGAAAUGCCGACAUGUUCUAGAAAAAUGCAAGCAGCAAGGAUGGCAGAUUGGAGCUCGAAAAGUUUUCUUGAAAUACUGGCAAGCUGAUCAACUUAAUGACAUGUGUGUUCAGCUACAAAGGAAAAUUAUACUUUGCCAGAAAGUUGUGAGAAGGUUUUUAGCCCGUCAACAUCUCUGUCAAAAAAUGAGCAUUAAACAAAGUGAGGAUACUUGUAUUGAAGACUUUCUACUCACUGUGGAGAACCUAGGACAGAAUGCCUACCACUCUCUGGUUAUUCAGAAUGCAUCUGACAUCACCCGUGAGAAAGACAGACUUCGCAUUGAUCCAGAUGUAAAAAAUGAUGACACAACAGGAUCGUCUGUUAAUAAGAAAGACAUUUCUUCCAGGUUCAUUACAUCAAUAAAGUCCCCAGUUACCAAAACCGGGCACCUUGCUCUAGAGCCAAUAAAGUCCGCCAGGUUCAGUACAUCAUUAAAGUCCCCGGUUACCAAAACCGGGCACCUUGCUCUAGAGCCAAUAAGUCCGCCAGCACUACGUCCGCCGCAUCCGCCACGAUGGGGGGGAAGGGAGGAGGGAGAGAGAGAGCAUCCUAUAGUGACCACCAAGACCCCAUCAACCCCAUCCCACCCCACCCUCACUUGGUCAGACGAGCCGGACGGUUCACUUAACUCUUACACUUUGCCCUCCCCCCACCUAUCAACCCCACCUCGGUCUCCAUUAAGUAUUACAUUACCUAUAAAUCCAGCAUCUGGUGCAUCAGCAAGGUCCCUUUCACUACAUACAGUAUUAAGUUUUGAUGAUGGUGGUAAUCUACUGUCACCUCGGAAACAACCUCCUCCAAAACCAAAGAGAAAUCCUACUACAAGAUUAAGUGCGUCAUAUGAAGCUGUUAGUGCGUGUCUUAUAGCAGCUACUAAGGAAAUUGAUAAUGAUGCUUUAUCUCGGCCAAGACCACAUAGCGACGAUUAUAGCACAAUGAAAAAAAUACCACCACCAAAACCAAAGAGAAGUCCUAAUACAAAACUAAGUGGCUCUUAUGAAGAGAUAUGUGUGCACAGCUUAGAAGGAAAACCAUUAAGUAUGUUAAUCAGAAAAAGUCAUCGUGAUUUUGGGACCAUGCAAAGGGCAGCUUCUGUAGAUGGGCCUCACCAAAGUAAUCUAACUUUGUAUAUGUCACGAGAAGAAGAUGAAGAUGAACCCGUAUAUAUUGAGAUGGUUGGAAAUGCCAAGAAGAAAUGUUCCACUGAGGCCAACAGUCCAGAACAGGGAGAAGCGGUCUAUGAAGAAAUGAAAUAUUUCCAUCCUGAUCAAAUUAAUAGCAAUACAGUUACAACUGGGGGUUCACAGAUAUUUUUGCGGAAUAUAAACUUAGCUAAAGUUGAAGGUUACAAUGUCAGUAAAAAGGAGGAUGUGCAGUUCAAGGAACCAUGUGAUAUUCCAGCUCCAUUUCCAAACCUCCUUCCUCAUAGACCUCCCCUUCUGGUGUUUCCCCCAGCUCCAGUAACUUGCUCUCCUGCUUCUGAUGAAUCGCCUUUGACACCACUUGAAGUUAUAAAACUUCCUGUUCUUGACACAAAUAUUAACUAUGCUAUACAGUCUGAAUCUUCCAGUCCUUUAUCGCCUCAGUGUUCAAAACAUCAAAAGGGAGAAAAUGAAAGACCAUCAUCACCAGCUUUAACUGUGUUCAGUGUAUCAAGUAGGAUGUCUCCACCUUCUACUCCCCCAGUACCAACAUCAGCUUCUUACCAGUCCUCAACACACUUUGCUUUUCCCACAGACACCCCAUAUGCAUUGUUAAUUAAUACAGCUAAAAAGACUAUAAAUUCAGAGACACUAAGAUCUUUGUCCAGAUCUAGCCCUGUUUUAACUGAUGGUUCAAGUAGCACAAUGACCAAAUUGCCCUUUUCUUCUCCAGUGAAAAUUGCACGAACAAUACAGAAUAAAUCUCCUUCUUCAUUCACAACCAGUGUCAAUAAUGCAAGUCAAGUUACUAGCCCACUUGAUGAGUUGACUACGUUGUUUAAUUCAGGAAGAAGUCUACUGAGGAAAUCUGCUGCUGGCCGGAAGAUUCGUGAACUUGAAGGUCUUGCGAUAAAUCUGAACACAAGCAGUGCGGAAGAUACUAGAGAGCCAGAUACCCAAGAUGAUAAUGCAAAUAAUCCAGAUAAUCAGCCAUCGAGCACUUUAGCUACCUGUCUACCAUGUGACAAUGGGAACUCUGUAACUAGCGGUCUGACUAGCGAAGAUAUGAAUUGCAAAUAUCGAAGUAAUGCCCAAAACUGUUCCAUACCAAGAAACAAGGAACAUUCCAGUAGUCAGGUUAUUCAUCAGUUAAGAAUGUCAGAGAAUGAGAGUGCGGCAUUGCAAGAGCUAAUGGACUGGAGAAGAAAGCUAUGUGAAGAAGGAGAGGCCUGGCAGAAAGACUUAGCACAGACUGAAAAGACCCCUACUCAGUCUUCUUAG
Bufo bufo (common toad) is the source of this 5805-nucleotide messenger RNA. RefSeq names its product myosin XVI (gene MYO16). Gene Ontology annotation, cellular component: nucleoplasm; myosin complex; perinuclear region of cytoplasm. The transcript is spliced from 37 exons. Gene Ontology annotation, molecular function: cytoskeletal motor activity; protein phosphatase binding; actin filament binding. The record is from RefSeq and is a predicted model, not a curated record. Gene Ontology annotation, biological process: negative regulation of G1/S transition of mitotic cell cycle; neuron projection morphogenesis; phosphatidylinositol 3-kinase/protein kinase B signal transduction. Bases 31 to 5805 code for a protein of 1924 amino acids. Lineage: Eukaryota; Metazoa; Chordata; Amphibia; Anura; Bufonidae.